Alexandromys fortis (reed vole) is the source of this 411-nucleotide messenger RNA. RefSeq names its product disks large homolog 5-like. NCBI's taxonomy places the organism in Eukaryota, Metazoa, Chordata, Mammalia, Rodentia, Cricetidae. The record is from RefSeq and is a predicted model, not a curated record. The transcript has 3 exons. The coding region runs from base 31 to 396 and encodes 121 amino acids.
CACAGCCGGCUUCUGAGGGAAAGGACACAGAUGAAGGAAAAAGUGGCCAUGUUGAGAGAGGACAACAGAAAGCUGCAGCAGGAGCAGAUCUUCCUGCAAGAGUCCUGUGAGGAGACAAAGAGGCUGUGUGAGGAGGCCCUUGAGAAGAUCGGUGACCUCUUGACAAAGCAGCAGCAGGAACAUCAAAGACUGGAGGAACACCUUCAAUUCCUACUGAAGCAGAAGGAACUGGUUACCCAGCAAAGGGACUUGGCAGUAAAGCUGCAGCAUCACUUCACUGAGUCCCAGACGAGGUUUGAACAUCUCCAGCAUGAACUGGAACAGACCACAGCCCAGGAGGAGAGCCUCCUGCCGAUGGAGCUGCUGCAGCUGGAGCGCUAUGUGCCAGGCAAGUGAGCCACCAUUGAGCCC